AUGAUGUACAGUACUAGUCAGCGCAGUCUGGCGCGCAACACGCGGCGGUGCGUCAGCAGCAAGUGGGCGCAACCAGCAACCCUAUCGAGUUCACGGCUCGCAAGCACUUGUGCUUUUGGCUCCGCGGUAACCACCAGCAAGAGACACAAUGCCACCUGCUCCGCCCUCGCCGCCACUGGCAAGACCCGAUCAUAUUCGACGUCGGUACCGCCCCCAACGACAGAGCUCCCGAAGGAUAUCGCGAUCAUCGGAGGUGGUUUGACCGGCUUGGCCACGGCCUACUUCGCUAAACUCCACAACCCCCAUGCACGCAUCACAGUCUACGAGGCGUCUAACAGGCUCGGCGGCUGGAUUGACACGGAGGAGGUCCAUGUCACAACCCCGUCAGGCGAAGAGGGCAAGGUGCUCUUCCAGCGCGGCGGCCGCAUGCUCAAGACGAUGAAGAACAAGGCCAAGUACGAUGAUUUGAUCUUCUGGAAGUUAGUGGCCGACCUCGACUUAGAAAACGAACUUGAAGUUACGAACGAACACGAGCCUUUGGGCAACUACAUCUAUUACCCCGAUCAUCUUGUCGCGAUGCCGCAGCCCAUCUUGGACAAGAAUCGACCCCUUGAUUCGGCAGCUUCGAUUUAUAGCGCGGUGCAAACAACCUUAAACGAGCCCAUUUUUAAGGGUGCCGGUUCGGCCGCUAUGAAAUACUUUUUUGGGGGCGGGCGCAAAAAGACGCUCAAGGACGGAGAAGAUCAAUCGGUCUACGACUUCUUCCGGCGCGCUACGGGAACUCCUGAGCUUAUUAACAACACUCUCGGCGCUUUGAUGCAUGGCGUAUGGGGCGGCAAUAUACGGAACCUCAGUAUGCAGAGCGGCCUGUUCUCCAAGGUGACAUUACCGAGCCCGGAAAAGGGUAAAAUCUGGUAUCCAAAGGAGGAUUAUGAGUUCAUGAGGAGGAUGUUUCGGGUGUACUCACCCGACGACAUGACCAAGUUCCUGCGCAAUUACAUGGCCAAAGGAGAGAACUCGGAAUAUAUCUGGUUCAAGAAUGGCUUUAGCACCAUGACAGACGCACUCAUACGGGAGUUGAUGGAUAGGGGGAUGAACGUCACUUUCAAGCUCAACACUCCCGUGCAGUCUAUCUCUCUUCACCCAUCACAAAAGAUAGCGAUCAAAUCCAACAAAAAUGUUCAGGCCGCCCUACACGACAAAGUCGUGUCAACAAUCUACGCAAAGACUCUGGCCGGGCUCACAGUCAACAAGCUUCCCUCUCUAGCACGCUCGACCGCCGUCACCAUCCGAGUCGUCAACAUCUGGUACCCAACCCCAAACCUCAACGCACCAUUCAACGGUAUCGGCUAUCUUAUCCCCUCAACCACGCCGGACAACCAUGAGGGCAUCCUCGGCGUGCUCUUCGACUCGGACCGCGAGCAUCGCGGCCGCAACUACGGCGGUGACACCGUCCCCGGCACCAAGUUAACUGUCAUGAUGGGCGGCCACUACUGGGAUACGGAGCCGUCCUACAUGUACGACGAGAACAAGUGCAUCAACAUGGCCAAGAGGGCCGUCGAGCGGCACCUGCAGAUCUCCGAGGAGGACGCCGCUGGCGCCGUGGCCACCACCAAGCUCUGCCGCGACUGCAUCCCGCAGCACACAGUCGGCCACCGUGAGCGCAUGGCGGACGCGCACCACGAGCUUCUCAAGGCCUUCAAGGGCAACCUGUCCGUGGUGGGCGGCUCGUACCAGACGCCCGGGAUUAACAGCGCGCUGCGCGGCGCUGCGGACAUUGCUUACGAGUUGUCGAACAAAAUGGUGCCGCACCCGGUUGGGAAUACGGGUCUGCAGCGGUUCACCAGACCGAUGUCGGAGUCUUGGAUCCAGGAUGAGAAGGAAAUAUUCCCGUUGAAGUUUGGCAACCCGUUCAAGACCAUUUUCAGGAUGCUUUCGGCCGAUGCUCGCAGCCGGCUGGAAUAG
Messenger RNA from Sordaria macrospora k-hell, 1965 nucleotides. RefSeq lists its product as uncharacterized. Gene Ontology annotation, biological process: porphyrin-containing compound biosynthetic process. Lineage: Eukaryota; Fungi; Ascomycota; Sordariomycetes; Sordariales; Sordariaceae. Gene Ontology annotation, molecular function: protoporphyrinogen oxidase activity, oxygen as acceptor. The record is from RefSeq and is a predicted model, not a curated record.